CCUGACACUGAGUGGCAGAGACGCUGCCAGCGCCCCUCUGGAUGCAGCUAGUAGCGUGGCUGAGCACCGGCACCGGGCUGCCUCCAUCAGCCACAACUGUGUGUAGCACUCUGCUUUAAUGUUGUUAUCGCAGAGAGGACGUCAGGAGAACCGCACCGGACAUUGCACUCUGUAUCCGGGGUUUUAACAGCCGCUGAAACCAGUGCACCACCAGACCAAACCCCCGAGCUGCGUGUCCACCAGGAGGGAACUAUCACCCAGUGUCCAGUGGACCUGCACCAUCGCUCCUUCAGCGGAGACCGAGGAGCACACCCAGUACCACCAGCCCUGCACCAGCAGCUAGCAGCAGGCUAACGUGGCUGGUUGACGUUAGCUAAUUUGGCUACGUGAGGAACUUUGCUGGCAGAGCCUCCGCCAUGAACUCAGGACGCCAGUCGUGUUUUAACCCGGUUGUUCUGCUCAAGGUCCCGGUGUAGUCUCUGUUACGUUAUUCGCUGCGUGGAGAACCCGGUCCACGAGAUAAACCUGGAGGAAUAAUGCGUGUUGUAGUUGCCAAAGUUAGCCAACAUGUAGCUAGCGAGCGGGGCUAGCUGUUUAACGUGACUCACUGGCUGUGGAUGAAUGUAGUGAGACAUCGGGUGUUGUCUGGAUGUGUGUCGCCUCUUCACAGGCGACGACUCGUUCAUGACCGGAGACAAACCCACUGUCUUCACUGUCUUCACUGUCUCCUCCGAGGCAAGACAAACGAGGACGACGUGGUUUUAUUUGAGCAGAAGAUUACAGUGACAGCAUGAUGGGAUCCCUGAAGGCUCUGCAGGAGUGGUGUCGGAUACAGUGUGACAACUACAACGAUGUGGAAAUAAAGGACAUGUCCACGUCCUUCAGGGACGGUUUGGCAUUCUGUGCCAUAAUCCACCGCUUCAGACCAGAUCUGAUAGACUUUGGUGUGCUGUCCAAAGAGAACGUCUACGACAACAACCGACUGGCAUUUGAAGUGGCCGAGACACAGCUGGGGAUUCCCGCCCUGUUGGACCCAGAGGACAUGGUGUCCAUGAAAGUGCCUGACCGGCUCAGUAUCAUUACCUAUGUCUCCCAGUAUUACAACUUCUUCAACAACAAAUCUCAAGCGAACCCACCUUGCAUGAAGAGGCCAAGUUCUGUUGGUUAUAAUGAGCCGGCCCAGAAAAGACCUUUGACCCCUUUGGAGGACAAAGUGGUUGAGUCUGAGCCGAGCCAGCCCUCGCAGACGGGUGGAGAAGCGGUCCAGCGCAGCUCGCUGAGCAGCACCUGCGCUGCCUGCCAGAAACACGUCCACCUGGUGCAGAGGUUUCUGGUGGACGGCAAGCUCUACCAUCGCAACUGCUUCAGGUGCACAGAGUGUCACAGCACUCUCCUUCCUGGAUCUUACAAAUUGGUGAGCGACGCUGGGUCGUUGGUCUGCACACAUCACCUCACAAGACAAGCUUUAGCCAACCAGAAUGGCCGACCAGACAUCAGUAAGAAACCAGUGGUGCUUCCGUCUGCCAGGAUUGGUCGCAGCACGACUCCUCACACCUCGCCCUCUGUGAGGGACCAGGCUAAGACUCCAUCCCCAGUAGGCCGAACAAAUGAUACUGACAUGCCUACCAGUGUCCCAGCCACUAUCACUCCUGUUACAACAAAUACAACAGACGUUUUGGAAGAAGCAAAAGACAUAGAAGACAGUGGAGCGACAGAGGAGACACAACGUUCCUCUUCUCCCCCCAACCCUUUUGACGAGAGCGAUGAAGAGGAGGAAGAGGGAGAGAAAGAGGAGGAGAUUCAAACACCGGUCAAAUAUAUAACCAACGGAGACGUUCCUUCUACGCCUGUCAGUAAUAAUGAGGGUGUCAGUCGGCCGGUUCCAGCGCCUCGCAGAGUAACUGAACCCACUCCUCCUCCUCGUCCUGCCCCUCGGGUUCGACUCCCCCGUACGACAGACGGCCUUGCAGUUGGGGAACAUCUGAAGCCUCCAAUUCCUCCCAAACCUCGAGAGAGAUCCCAGUCUCCUGGAAGCCUGUCCAGUGGCACCCAUAAACCUAAAGACCCACCUUGGCUCGCCCUCGUCCAAUCAGAAUCCAAGAAGAAGAAAGCCCCUCCCCCUCCCCCUGCCGGAUUGGCAACACCUCCCAAUGCAGGCUCUCUGUCCUCUCUCAAAGGGGACGGCUCCAGACCCAGCACACCGCCUCCGCCCGCCAACCCAUUUGACGAUGAUGACGAUGAAAACAACGAGGCAGAGGAACUAGAGGGGGGUGAAGGAGGUGCGAUUCCAUCCAUAGUGGUGGCGAGUCACCCGUGGUACAGCAUCUCUCCAGCGGCUGACACAACAGGUGCCGACACUCCCCCUGGUGGAGGGAGUUCAUCGCGCUCUGCCAGCCCCGGGAGUGCAAAGAGCAAGAAACGUCGUCCAGCACCACGGGCGCCGCAGCCCGCUGCUGGUACCCAAGUUUUUCCUCACUCUCAGCCUUCCUCUUGCUCUCCCUCUCCAGCUCUCAGCAUAGAGAGUCUGUCCUCGGGCUCGGACCACAGCUCCUCCCAGCCACCUUUGGGUGGCAGUGCCAGCAGGGACCAGGAACACACCUUCACCAAGAGUAUCUCAGAGCCUUCCAUUUGCUCACCAUGCGACCCCUCGGACUUGCCUUCCUCCUCCACAAACGAACACCUGCUUCAUCCCUCCCCCAGCCCGUACCCUGGUCCUAUGAUUUCAAACGCCAGCUCAGCUCCAGCCACCCCACAGACCAGUCGCAGUAUGGGGACACAAGGGGCUGGAGCCCCUCCACCAAGACCCUCAACGACCCCCAGCCCACUGGCCUCCGGAGCCACACCGUCACACAGCAAGCGGAUUUGUAAAGAGAACCCUUUCAACAGGAAAGCUUCUCCCUCGCCUGCUAAAUCUAAAACCAAAGCACCAAAAGGCUCUCGUCCUGCAAGACCCCCGGCCCCUGGUCACGGCUUCCCACUCAUCAAACGCAAAGUGCAGAGUGAUCAGUUUAUCCCAGUGGAGGACAUCCACGGAGAGAUGACGCAGCUGGAGAAACAGCUGGAUGAGCUGGAGCAGAGGGGAGUGGAGCUGGAGAAGAAGCUGAGGGACAACCCCAACGAUGAGGAUGAGGAGUGCCUGUUGGUGGACUGGUUCACUCUGAUCCAUGAGAAACACCUUUUAGUCCGACGAGAAGCAGAGCUGGUCUACACGGCCAAGCAGCAGAAUCUGGAGGAGAGGCAGGCUGAUGUGGAGUAUGAGCUGAGGUGUCUUCUCAACAAACCAGAGAAAGACUGGACUGAGGAGGACAAGAGCCGGGACGAGGAGCUAAUGUCCGAGCUGGUCACCAUCAUUGAACAGCGCAACCAAAUUGUCAACAACAUGGACGAGGACAGGCAGAGGGAUGAAGAGGAGGAUAAACUAAUGGAGGCCAUGCUGAAGAAGAAAGACUUUCACAAGGAACCCGAAAGCGAGCAGCAGCCGCACCACAAGAAAAAAGGGUCAAAGUUCAAACCCAUUAAGGUUCUGAAGCGGCUGAGCCAUAAAGGAGAACCAGGCAAUAGCCACAGCCCUCGCAAGGAGAAGAGCUGAACAGCGGAGGACACAGUCCUCACCCUACCCUCCAAGAGGACAUGAGGAAAAUAAAACAGGAUGUGAGAAGAGAUUCACAUCAGGCCAAGAAGAAGAGACGACGUGUCCUUUAAUAACCGUGUUAUUUUAUUAAUGACAUUUAAGUGCAACUCAGAACUCACCCCCUGCUCAUCUUACUUGAUGCUUCUCCAAAAACGUCUGACCAGUGAUGAUUGUCUUUUGCCUUUGUGUUAAAACAGACAGUAUGAAAAACUCAAGUGCUUUAAGAGCUGACACGAGCGAGUUUCAGCUCUCUGACCUUUCAAGCUAGUGAAGUUUCUAAAUGACGAGGAUAACUUGUAUGUUCUCGCUUCACUUUUCCUGCAUUGCACAGCAGCUCUGAGACCUUGGAGGAAGUCAGUGGGAUGUGUUUUUAUCUCUGUUACUCAUCAGUUUUUAAUGUAUUUAAUCUCAUCUUAAUUGCUCAUGUUCAUUACACGUCUCCUCUUUUGUUUAUUUUUUUCCCAAUCUUUAUUCAAGAGUGUGGACUUUCAGUUUAGGAGCAGGCCUUAUUCAUUUCACAUUCAACUUUUGUAACUCAAUACCUUGUGCUUGCACUCAAAUUACCCUGUGCUGAGAUUUGCUUUGCUUCUGCUUAAAACAGUAUGCUUGCACUCUUGCACUUUCCAGCUCUUCUCCUCCUGCUGCUUCACCUAAAACAUCUACUUUGAGAUGUUGUUAAAAUGAACAAAUGAAAUGAUCCCGCCCCUCAUUAUGGAUGUGCUGGCUUUACUUGUUUGAGAGUCCCAUUCGGGUGGUCCCUGUUGAUGUGCUUGAAGAGGAAAAGAUGACAGCCUCCGAGAGAAGGAGUCCAGCGGAGCCCCUUGGUGAACAUGGAGCGGCAAAAUGAAAGUCAUUAUGGGAAAACUGUUGCUAGCAACUAUAAAAAAUAUAUGAGACACCGCCCUGUUUCUUUUUCCCCUCCAGUAUGUUAUGGGAAAAUGUGACCAACAGAGAAGCAGUGUGAAGCUGGAGCACAGGAUAUUUGAAUGCAAGCUCACAGUUUGAGAACAAGCAGAGCAAAUCUGAGAACAAGCAGGGGCUAUUGGAGUGAGAGCGGAGUGUUUUUUAAGGGAAAACAUCACAUAAUCUGAACGUGAAAUCAAUAAGUCUUGAUUUCAAACUGAAAGACCAUGCUUUUGAAUUAAAAUAAAAAAAAUCCUUUUAUGUUGUGUCUGGUUUCAGCCUGUGGUACUAGUGAAAGGAAAUGUUGCAUCUAUCCUUGAUCUUCAUUUGUAAUCCCUUAGCUCCUCUAUCUGCUAUAGUAUGGUUGUUUGUAGUUUCCUUGUUUUAAGCUCCUUCAGUGAUGCUGUCAUGUGUGUAAAUGCACAUCAUGCAACACAUGGAUGAAUUGAGACACACUUUAAUGAAUGUUUGCGAUGGGAAACUAAACUGGGAUUAAAAAGUCUGACGGAUUUGGACAAUGCGAGUUGUAGAGGACAGCUUUAAAGAAAGUAUGAUAUAACUGACAGUUUUAUUAAUAUGGAAGGUCACACAUGCAAUAAUGUAUGAGAGAAGGCAGAUACUUGGCUUUUAAAAACUCUACAAAACAGAUUUAACCUUUUGGGUGGAAAACCAGAAUAUGCAAUCAUUAAUUUAUAUUUUACGAUGCCUUUCUGUGUAUUUCUGUGUUUUUGCCUUAAAAGUGGAUAAGACAAGUUUGAAUACUGACAUUUUGUACAGGUGCCAUGUAUUUGAUUAGCUUCAUUGUUGCAACUCAUGUAAAUGCCCGUAUUGUUUGCUGCUUGCUGUCCCUGUUUUGUCGUUUAGAUUGUCUGUCUGUCUGUCCUCCAUUUUAAAUGGUUGAACUCUAGUAUGACUAUCUCUGCUUUGAGCCUGUCUUCCUCUACAGCUGAAACCAAGUCAUUCUGCAGCUCUAUACAUUGUCCCCAAGCGGCAGCAGCAGGAUCAUAUGAAAUACUGACACUGGAAGGCAGAGAAAUAAAACAAGUUAAUCUAA
Pleuronectes platessa (European plaice) is the source of this 5588-nucleotide messenger RNA. It is a transcript of the gene micall1a, whose product is annotated as MICAL-like 1a. The transcript has 16 exons. The record is from RefSeq and is a predicted model, not a curated record. The coding region runs from base 791 to 3589 and encodes 932 amino acids. Gene Ontology annotation, molecular function: protein binding. NCBI's taxonomy places the organism in Eukaryota, Metazoa, Chordata, Actinopteri, Pleuronectiformes, Pleuronectidae.